AGGUGCACACGCAGCACCCACUCUUUGAGGGGGGAAUCUGUGCCAUGUGCAAGGUUCCUGGAGGCCCUCUUCCAGUACGACGACGACGGGUUCCAGUCCUCCUGCUCCAUCUGCUGCUCAGGAGAAACGCUGCUCAUCUGCGAGAACCCCGACUGCACACGGUGCUACUGUCUUGAGUGUGUGGACACCCUGGUGGGCCCCGGGACCUCGGGCAGAGUCCACGCCAUGAGCAGCUGGGUGUGCUUCCUGUGCCUGCCCUUCUCCCGGAGUGGGCUGCUGCAGAGGAGGAGGAAGUGGCGAGGUCGGCUGAAGGCCUUCCAUGACCACGAGGCGGAGAGUCCCCAUGAGAUAUAUAAAACCGUGCCAGCGUGGAAAAGAGAGCCAAUGCGUGUGCUGUCCCUUUUCGGGGACAUCGGGAAAGAGCUAACCAGUCUGGGGUUUCUGGAGACCGGCUCGGAGGCAGGAAGGCUGAAGCAUCUGGAGGAUGUCACCGACACUGUGCGCAGAGAUGUGGAGGAAUGGGGCCCCUUCGACCUCGUGUAUGGCUCGACGCCCGCCCUGGGCCACUCCUGUGACCGUUCUCCUGGCUGGUACCUGUUCCAGUUCCACCGCCUCCUGCAGUACGCGCGGCCCCGGCUGGGCAGCCCGAAGCCCUUCUUCUGGAUGUUUGUGGACAACCUGUUGCUGACCAAGGACGACCAGGCCAUCGCGUCCCGCUUCCUAGAGAUGGAGCCCGUGACCCUCCAGGACGUCCAUGGGAGAGUCCUGCAGAAUGCUGUGCGAGUGUGGACCAACGUCCCCGCUGUGAAGAGCAGGCACUCGGCCCUGGCUUCUGAAGAGGAGCUGCUCCUGGUUCAAGACGGGCAGCGAGGGAGGCUGCCCGCCCAGGGCCCAGCUGCUCUGGUGAAGCACUGCUUUCUUCCCCUGAGAGAAUAUUUCAAGUAUUUUUCUCAGAACACGCUUCCUCUUUAUAAAUGAGUCAUCGUACCAUGAAGAAAAGACUUUUCCUAGAAUUUUCCUCUUACUGUCUUUCCCCCCCAAGUUACUCUUUUACUUGCUUGCUUGGCUUUGGGUGUCUCUUGAUGCUACAGACCCACCUCCUGCUUGGUUCCAAGUUGCAGGGUCUCCUGGUCCCAACGGCUGUGUUCAGGGAGAGGGGUAAGGCCCUGCGUGUGGACCAGGUCCUGAUGUGAUGAGCACGCUGUGCUACCUGAAAGGACAUCUGUGUUCCCACUGAGAAGU
This is a messenger RNA of Sciurus carolinensis (gray squirrel), 1242 nucleotides long. It is a transcript of the gene Dnmt3l, whose product is annotated as DNA methyltransferase 3 like. The transcript is spliced from 9 exons. The coding region runs from base 226 to 978 and encodes 250 amino acids. The record is from RefSeq and is a predicted model, not a curated record. Gene Ontology annotation, molecular function: DNA binding; enzyme activator activity; DNA (cytosine-5-)-methyltransferase activity, acting on CpG substrates. Gene Ontology annotation, cellular component: nucleus. Gene Ontology annotation, biological process: negative regulation of transcription by RNA polymerase II. NCBI's taxonomy places the organism in Eukaryota, Metazoa, Chordata, Mammalia, Rodentia, Sciuridae.